Molecule: messenger RNA, 4974 nt
Organism: Nymphalis io (European peacock)
Lineage: Eukaryota; Metazoa; Arthropoda; Insecta; Lepidoptera; Nymphalidae
Gene: Septin1
Product: septin-1
Exons: 11
Coding region: 252-1376 (374 amino acids)
Biological process (GO): cell division; regulation of exocytosis; cytoskeleton-dependent cytokinesis
Cellular component (GO): septin ring; synaptic vesicle; cell division site
Molecular function (GO): molecular adaptor activity; GTPase activity; GTP binding
Source: RefSeq, a predicted model, not a curated record
CUCGAGCUCUAUCAGUUACUACCAAAUAUCAAAUACUUACCAAUCCUUCGUUUUCGUUGUCCGACAGUCAUCGCGCUGUUAAAAAUAAUUCUUACAUUUUUAUUUUCAAUUACUAUAUGAUCGUAGAUGUUUCUCAAUUGUGUAAAAUUAAUUCAAAAAUAUUAGUUUAUUCGAGCUAGUAAAAAACAUAUUUGCGUUUAAAUAACAUUUAUAUAAUAUUUAACUGGUGUUGUGUUUUAAGGAUAACAGCAAUGUCAAGUGAAACCGCAAAAAAUUUUUCAAAUCUCGAAACACCGGGGUAUGUUGGAUUCGCGAAUUUGCCAAAUCAAGUCCAUCGAAAAUCAGUGAAAAAGGGUUUUGAAUUUACACUCAUGGUGGUUGGUGAAAGUGGUUUAGGAAAAUCCACUCUGGUUAACUCACUGUUCCUUACUGAUUUAUACCCUGAAAGAGUUAUACCUGAUGCAACUGAGAAAACAAACCAAACAGUUAAAUUAGAUGCUUCGACUGUGGAAAUUGAAGAGAGGGGUGUCAAAUUGAGGCUUACUGUAGUUGACACGCCCGGAUAUGGUGAUGCAAUUGAUAACACAGAUUGUUUUCGGUCAAUAAUUCAAUACAUCGACGAGCAAUUUGAACGCUUCCUGCGUGACGAAAGUGGUCUCAAUCGUCGUAACAUCGUUGACAACCGCAUUCAUUGCUGCUUUUAUUUUAUUUCGCCAUUUGGACAUGGGUUGAAACCACUGGAUAUUGAAUUUAUGAAGCAAUUACACAAUAAAGUUAACAUUGUUCCUGUUAUUGCAAAAGCUGAUUGUCUAACCAAGAAAGAAGUACAGCGCCUCAAAACUAGGGUAAUGGAGGAAAUCGAAAGGGAAGGAAUAAAGAUUUAUCCACUCCCUGAUUGUGACAGCGAUGAAGAUGAAGAUUAUAAGGAACAGGUGCGGCAGCUGAAGGAGGCGGUGCCGUUCGCGGUGUGCGGCGCGGGGCAGCAGCUGGAGGUGCGCGGGCGGCGCGUGCGCGGCCGCCUGUACCCGUGGGGCGUCGUCGAGGUCGAGAACCCCGACCACUGCGACUUCAUCAAGCUGCGCACCAUGCUCAUCACCCACAUGCAAGAUCUACAGGAAGUGACGCAGGAGGUACACUACGAGAACUACCGCUCGGAGCGAUUAGCACGCAAUGGACAAAUUCCUAAACGCCACACUUCUAAUGAGAGUGGUUUGAGUGAAUCGGACUCUGGACUCACCAACGGUUCAAAUGAAGACGCUACGGAACGCGAACGUGCUUUGCGUGAGAAGGAAGCCGAACUGCGUCGCAUGCAGGAGAUGCUGGAGCAGAUGCAGCGACAGAUGCAGCUCCAGGCCGCCGCCAACUCAUCUGCAUAGUGCACGCAAAGCGCUCAGCUGGAUACUGGUAGGGCUGUCCAGCUGGUGGAGGCGUGUGACGUCGUCAACUCCAUUCUACGCGCUAUACCCUACUGCGUUACGUCAACAUAAAAGUAACGAACAACAAAAUCUCCAUCAAGAUCUUAGUAUCACUGCUUUUAAAUGUUUGUUAAAUCAACAACAAACGGCUUUGAAUACGUCACCAAUAAUAUACACUAAGUAAUGAAUACUCAAUCAAUUAAAUGGCAUCGAAUAAAUGUUUAACAUACCUCUUUACCUGUAAAUUUUGUUCAGCGGGUGAUUAGGGAUUAUUUAAUGCUGUCUACUUUCUUUGAAUGUUAAAUAAGUGAUGAUAGAAAGAGAUAAAAAUAGUUUUCAACUAAAUGCGCGCUAAACAAUUUUUAUAAGUAAGGGCGUAUAUUAUCAGCACUCCUAACAAUGUCACAUGAUUCAUUCUACGUUAUGAACAAAUUAUUUGUAUGAUUACAGUAAGCACAAUGAGGGUGCGUAAAGUGUCUUAUUCUAAGUAAUUAUUAGAUUAUGGUCAUAUACAUAGAUUAGUUAUGUGUAAUUGUUUGUACCAAGAUUCUAUAUACAAUAGUAGAAAAAAUGUCUCGCUUGUGUUAAUAUCUAUGAUAAUAAACAUUGCAAAAAUUGCUUUAAUUUAAUAUUGCAUUAAUUCUUCUUUUUAAAAGUUUUCUAAAGUCCGGCCUCUGAGUGAAUGCGUUCCUGAAUCCUGACUUUCAGUUGAUUUUACAAGUGAUAUAAAAAUAACUAUUUGACAUUUUAAUUUGUCAUCUUAUUUAUUUAAAAUGAAAUGUUGCACAGAGUUAUAACAUUUCUUGUAAGCUGAAAAAUUGAUAUCGUUUUUAAUUAUAUCAUUCGUUAGUAGGACAAAUAAACGAUACUAAUAACUUUAUCGUAAAUUGGUCGCCGCUUCAAAGUUGCGUCAUCUUUUAUCACUGACCUGUCAGGAAGGCAUUGUCUCCGGCAUUAUUAUAAUUAUUGUGAUUUUCACUUGACAAAUUAAUUUUUUUUGCUAUGCUAAAACCAUUGUUCAAUAUCUUGUUACGACUUUACCUAUGAAUGUUGUUUAAGGAGUGAUUUGUUAAACAGAGUUGUCUUCUUCUUUUGUAUGUCAAGGCAGUGAUGACAGAAAGAGAUAAAUCGGUGUUUAACUAAAUACCCGUUGAACAACGUUUAUGAGUAAGGCCGUUAGUUAUUAUGAUGAAAUCGAAAAUUCAAUCUAUAUCUAGUUAUUAAAAAUUUCAUGUAGACUAUCUAGACUUUUCAAAUUCGUAUGAUUCUCGAUACUAUUACCUAAAAUUAAGUAAUUAGAUAUAUUAAGUACUGAUUCUAGUUAUAAACGAAAUUUAAUCGAAAUAUUAACUUUAAUUAUUAGUCUAAUAUCUCAUUAACAUAUAUUUUAUUAUUGUAAUUAAAUUUUUUCAUAUAUUUUAAUAUUAUGUAAUGUCUAAUGUUACCUAUUAUAUCUGCAAUAAUAUAUAGUCGAUAUUAUGGUUGAAAUAGGACUGCAUAAAAUUGUUUUAUCAUCUUAUGAUGAUAUUUAUAAAAAACUUACAUAGGUUUUUAAGUCAUUUUAAAAUAAUAAAUGAUGAGAGCCACUUUAAAAGUGGUUGCAAUAAAUAAUCAUUGAGUAACAUCAAAAGAAAAGAUUAUAUCAUGAUUUGGAGUAAUUUUGAUAUAGAAACAUGUUUAACAAUAAAAAGUUUAUAAAGUUAGUUUAUAAACUAUAAUAAUGCGCGAUGUAUACUAGGUAUUGAUUGUAAUGACCAUUGUUUUUUACAAGCAAUAUAAACUAUUUUAGGUUCUUUCGAAUUACAAUUAAAAAAUGAUAAACAAUUUUAUGCAAGCUAUAACGAACCAUACUUUAUAAUUAUAUUCACACAAAAUAAAUGUAACUUACUAUUCGAGUGUUUAAUCACAAUAUAAUUUUAAUUAUUGUUUUAUAUAAAUUUUAGCGUAAUGAUAAUUUUGCUUUUAUAUAUUGAGUUUAUAUGUAAGUCCUCUGCGCAAAAGUAAUAAUAACAAAAUUCUAUUUUUAAUACACAUUUAAGAAUUAUUAAUAUCCGUGUUCAAUUAUAAAAUUUUAUUUCAUAAUCAUUUAUAAGUACCACUUUAGGUUUCCAAAAUUAUCAAUACUUUGAAUAAAUAAUAUUUAAUUUAAAUUAUUAAAGAAAUUAAAGAAUUCCUAUAUGUUAGGUCAAUUCUAUUUAACUGACUAAAAUAUAAUAUAUCACUUAUAAUAAUAUGCUAUGAUAUUAUUACAAGUGAUUAAUAGUAUAUAAUAUUUUAAUUGAUCUGAGAUUUUUGAUAUUUGACUUGUGCCAUCUGUCUUAAACUAAAUGACAAUGUUGUCAGUCGUGAAUAAUCAAUUAUAAGAAAUUAAGAAUUGAAUAUCAAUAUUAUGUUCUCUAUUAGUAUUAUUUUGAUUUUUUUUCUUAAUAUGUGGACUGAUUUACUAUCUUCCGUUUGUAAGUAUUAUUAAAUAUUUUUAGUUCAUUUCAAUUCUAUUUUACAAAUCUAUCAUAUAUCUCAGUAUAAUGUAACACUUUUUAAGUCAAUUUCAUGUACUAUUUGAGUUUUGCACGAAACAAUGUAGUGUAUAACCGUAUGAGAACUAAUUCUUUCAAAAAAUAGAACUGACUGUAACAUACAAAUAUAUAUAUUAUUUUAUUAUUAUGAAAAUAUUAUAGAUUUUGUACAGAAUGGAUUGAAAUGGACUAGUUUUUAUAAAUUAUUUGGUCUAUGCAACUGAAUCGUAUUAUCAUUUAAUUUUGUUUAAAUUUAUUGUGUUAAUGACAUGGAUUCUAGAAAAAAAAAAUAUUUAAUUUCAUUACGUGAAACUGUUAACUACACAAUAUUAUAUUUUAAAAAUAAAUAAAAGAAAACUAUAUAAAGUAUUAAAUGUGUUUGCAAAUGUAUAUGAUUUUAUUGUCACAGAUUAGUCUGUUUUUUAGAUUUCAAUUAUUUAUUUAUAUAUCAUCAGAUCACGCUUUUUUAUUUUGACCAAUAUUCUACGGCUACGCGAAGAAAAAUCGUGUUGUCGACGACUGAGGGCGCGUUAUUUCCAGUGUACUCGGGAAUACAGCAAAUAUGUCGAAAUGUUGGUCAAAGUAAUAGACAUGAUCACGGACAUGGCCACAGUGAUAUGUGUAAUUAAAUAAUGCGGUAUUGUAAGCGUUAGCAAUAUUUUGUAUCCCAUCAAUUAAAGUAUUACUGUAACGAAUUCAAAUUAAUGCUUUGAUAAAAUGUCAUAAGGGCAUAUUUCGGCAUAAAAUUACUAUCCUCUUGGUGCAUUUAUUAAUUAGAUAUUAUUAUUAUGUAAAAUUACACUAUACAUAAUGUUAAACAAAAUGAAGGAAAAGAUUAAAUAAAAAUCAUGAAAUAUUAGAUAAUGUUAGUGAAUCGGCUAGAAUUUUUGUCAUAGAUGUGGGUGCCAAAGUCGUAAAGAGGAAUGGUUCUGUUGACGAAUGUCGAUAAAAUUUGACUUUUCCAUGUUAUAAAAACCAAAUAAUUAUAAAAAUACCAUAUGUAAUCAUAUUUUUUUAUAAAAACAAAUAAAUUGUAGACAAAU